AUGGAUCAUCAAGUUAGAAAUUUACGAAACCAAUCUUCAUCUACAAGUAGAAAAAGAAGAAAAAUCAGUAAUAGAAUCAAUAAUAAUAAUAAUAGUAAUAAUAAUAAUAAUAAUAACAAUAAUAGUAAUAAUAAUCAACCAAUAGAGAUCGUUUCCUCAGAUGAAGAACCAGAAAUUAUAGAUUUAGAUAAUGAAAAUGAAGAUGAUAUUGAAAUUUUGAAUAUUAAUACUAGAAAUCCAACUCCGUUAGCUAAUGAUAAUAAUUCUAGUCUUUCAUCUCAAGAUGUUCAAAUUACUGGACAAAGAGAAGUUCCAAGUCCUUCUCCAAUUCCACAACUUCAUACACCUAAUGGUGUUAUAAAUUUUAUUGAUUCAAUACAGCGUGAUAUUCAACAGGGAAUGGAUCCAACAGCAAUUGAAACUGUUUUAAGAAAUCCUACCAUGUCAAAUAAUCAUCAAAUGCAUGAUGGUGUACCUGGUAUUCCUAUUCCUGAAAGAAAUCUUAGGAGUAGUACUCGUCAAAAUCAACUGCAACUGCAACUACAACGUUAUCAACAGCAUCAACGACAUCAACAAAGGCAUCUAGAAGAACAACAACAACGUGCUCAUGCUCAACAUCAAAGAAUGUUACAAUUAAGACAGCAGCAAAUACGUCAACAACAAGUACGACAAAGGCAGCAACAAAAUCAACAAAGAAGAAAUAAUCAUCCACUACAAGAUCCUCAUACUCACCAAAACAAUCCACGAUUUCCGGUAGUUAAUUUUUUCCCAAAUUUCCCCGGUGCAAAUAGAUUUUUAGUUAUACGAGGUAAUUUAUUUGGUAAUGAACAUAAUUCAGAUUAUUAUGAUUAUACAGAAGAUGAAGAAAAUGGAGAAGUUGCAAGUUCAAUAUUACAAAGAAUUGAAGAAGAUAAUAAUAGAUUGUUAGAUGCAAGAAUAAACAGAGAGCGUAAUUAUAAUAAAAAACAAUUACAUGAUAAAGUUAAAUCAGCUAAUAAAAUAGAUUCAAAUCAUACUUCAAAUAUUAAACCAAAUGAAAAUGAAAAUGAACAAUCAAAUUUAGUUUGUGAAUUAUGUAAUGUUGUAUUAGGUCAAGGUGCACCAACAGAUUUUAAAGGUGAUUCAAAAUAUAAUUUAAAUUUUGAAAAAUAUUCUCAACAAUAUAAAUGUCAAGCUCCUUGGUUUUGCACUAAUCCAUUUACUGAAGUUGAUUAUGAAUUAUCAAAAAGAAUAUUUGUAGCUAAAUGUGGUCAUUUAUUUUGUGGUAGAUGUGUUAAGAAUAUUGGAAAUAGACAAAAAAAGACAAAAUCAACACCACAGGGAUUCACAAUUCAUAAUCCAAGUAUAUUUGCUCCUUCAAAAUGUAUUACAAAAAAUUGUAAUAAAAAAUUUACUGCAAAACUGUUUACAGAAGUAUACUUUUGA
Molecule: messenger RNA, 1425 nt
Organism: Insectozyma verbasci
Lineage: Eukaryota; Fungi; Ascomycota; Pichiomycetes; Serinales; Debaryomycetaceae
Source: the annotation of a GenBank genome assembly